Molecule: messenger RNA, 2101 nt
Organism: Rosa chinensis
Lineage: Eukaryota; Viridiplantae; Streptophyta; Magnoliopsida; Rosales; Rosaceae
Product: NAC domain-containing protein JA2L
Exons: 4
Coding region: 320-1387 (355 amino acids)
Biological process (GO): regulation of DNA-templated transcription
Molecular function (GO): DNA binding
Source: RefSeq, a predicted model, not a curated record
UGUCCCAUGUGCCGAUACCCGAUGCCAGUGGAGACCCAGCCAUUAUUAUCAUCGAAUCCCCUGAGUCCUCCUCCUAAUUGAGGAGGGGAGGGGAGGGGAGGUUGCCUAUAUGUUAUGCCGCUGCCUGUUUGUCAAGAGAUUGCAUUGCUUCUUUGCAAGGCCCAAAGGAACAGCCACAUACACUGUCCAACAUGGCAUCAGCUAAAGCAUCACCAACAUGUUGCACGCUUCCUGUAAAUGUGGCUGAGCUCAACCUUUUCCCUAGAACAGUCCUGCAGAUGUUUGCACCUGUUAAACAUGGCUCCCAAAGGAUGAAGAGAUGCACAAAUUCCGGGAAGAGGAGGCAAUGUACUUCAGCCCAAGGGAUCGGAAGUAUCCGAACGGUAAGCUUCCGAGCCGCAUAACUGGUGAAGGUGAUGGAUUAUGGAAGGCAAGUGGUAAAGACUUGGAAAUUUUCAGUCAAAGGUGGAAGGUAAUUGGAGCCAGGAAGACCCUGGUCUUUUAUGAUCUGAAAUCAAAACAUGGAGCAAAAAAGACCAAUUGGAUUAUGCAUGAAUACACAAUCGAGGAAAACAUCUCACCAUCCACAAGCACCACUAGAGCUCCUGGGGACAACAGGUUGGAUGAUUGGGUUUUGUGCAAGGUGUAUCUAAGUAAGAUGUCUAAAUCUAAACCAAAUACUGCGGAUGGAGGGAAAACAGAGAUGACAGAUUCAGAGCCAUUAGAGCAGGAUCUCCCAGUGCUCGAAAGCUCUGCGACUCCAAACCUAGGUGAACAAGUUAACGUGUGCAAUGAAAGUGCGCAAGCAUUAUACAAUGGAAUCAUGACAGUACCAUAUGGCUCUACUACUGGUUAUGUGUCUCAAGAGGUGACAAAUUUAGGUGCAAGGUCGCUUGCUCAUCAUCAACAAAACCUGUCAUUGCUUCCAAGCUUUUCGCAGCUUCCAGUUAUUAACAGUGUUACCUCUGCUAUUUCCAGCAUUGCUGGAGGAGACAACAACAAUGGAACGAUCACUACACCAAAUGAUGGUUCAAAUGGAUCUGAAAAGGUGAUAAAUUUGCAUAAAAACUUGCAUGCAGAUCAUCAGCAAGACCUUCCAUCACUUCAAAACUCUUCGAAGCCCUCUGUUAUUAACAGCGUUGGGUCUGCUAUUGCCAGUCUUGCCGGCAGUCCAGUGUUUCCUGAUUUCCAACAGGUUCCUCGUGGUUUUGGAGCUCAACAUGGGACAAAUAUAGCUCCCAUAAAUGGAAUCCAAGCACGUCAGUCCCCUCAUGGAAUUGGACCUCAUCAAUCUCGGCCAAGUUUGAACAAUGGCUGCCUCCCUCCAUUACGAACUUUUGUAGGUUUCCUAGUGCUUUUAGGAUUUGGUAAGGUCAGUUCCACUUAAAUUUUCCGAGAAAGUAUCAUUAUUAGCUAGCUACACUUGCCAAAAUUCGUGUCUGAGUACCGAGUUCAAUCCUGGAGCCAACUCUGGAGUUUGAAACAUUUCCCUGCUUAAGGGAGAUGGACUAAAUCAAUUAAAAACUAUAAUUUCCGCCCCUAUUUUAGCUUGUAAUUCAACCUAAAAUUGCAGCAACUUAUCUGGGACACUGAAGAGUCACCUUCUGUAGCCAAACUGUCAUUACUCAUUCAAACUAAACUUGCAGCAACUAAUCUCAAACACCAGAAAGUGUCCUCUGGUAGCCAAAGUGUUAUUACUCCUUUGAUGAUAAGUAGAAGCUCCUUUUAACAUGCUAGAUGAGUCUGCAUAACCACUCAUUUUUGCUCCUGGAGACACUGAAACACAAAAGCCUCGAGCUGUCUGCUCUAUUCAGUGUGCAGGAACAUAACUUCUUGUUCUUACGGUUUGUUCUGCUUUGAACCAACAGGAAGACAACUCAUCUACAAUGCUAUAGCUUUCGCAAUAACUUUAAGAUGUGCUAGUCACAUGAACGCUAAGAUUUACUAAGAAAACAUGAUCCUACCAACGUUUACCUAAGUUUAUAUUCAGUAUUGGAGCCUGCUUCAGAGUGUUCGCAAACAUGAACAACCGACUACCAAAUAACAACUAAUACAACAGAAAAGAAAAAUUGAGAGACCACUAACACAACAUUUAGAUUGG